This is a messenger RNA of Aspergillus tanneri, 678 nucleotides long. Its product is annotated as glutathione S-transferase family protein. Bases 1 to 678 code for a protein of 225 amino acids. The transcript has a single exon. NCBI's taxonomy places the organism in Eukaryota, Fungi, Ascomycota, Eurotiomycetes, Eurotiales, Aspergillaceae. The record is from RefSeq and is a predicted model, not a curated record.
AUGACAAGCAAAAUCAUCAUUCACCAUCUCCGUCGCUCGCAAUCCGAGCGAGUAAUCUGGCUCUGUGAGGAACUAGGCCUUCCCUAUGAACUGAAAAGCUACAAUCGACAACCUCCCUUCCUUCUCGCGCCCAAGGAGUAUCGACAGCUCCAUCCCGCAGGCACCGCUCCGGUAAUUGAAGAUGGGCCAGUUAUUCUCGCAGAGUCGAAUGCCAUUUUCGAGUAUAUUCUCAGCAAAUACGGCAAUGGGCGAUUGGUCUUGCAGCCAAACCACCCAAACUACGCGGACUACAUUUUCUGGCUGCACCAUACCAACGGAAGCCUCGUGCCUGCUUUUAUGGGGAUCAUGAUGGGCCAGUAUUCUAAAAAGCCUCAGAAAGAUUCACGGCCCAAUAUCAACCAGGAACGAUUUGAUCGCAGUUUGUCUGCUCUGGAGAAGCAAUUAGGCAGGUUUUCAUACGUUGCUGGGAACCAGUUUACUGCAGCCGACAUCAUGCUCCUAUUUCCCCUGACCACUGGGAGGUUGUUCGCGCCGUAUAAUUUUGAUGUGUAUCCGAAUAUUGUUUCAUAUCUCCAGCGUGUUGGUCGGCGUGACGCAUAUCUUCGCGCAAUGGAGAAAGGAGACCCUGGGUUCGAGCCCCUGCUUGUAGCGAAUUCUCCCCAACGGAGCGUACUUUGA